Molecule: messenger RNA, 3817 nt
Organism: Cuscuta europaea
Lineage: Eukaryota; Viridiplantae; Streptophyta; Magnoliopsida; Solanales; Convolvulaceae
Source: the annotation of a GenBank genome assembly
GUCGUUGUUGCAUUCCGAGCUGUUCUCGAUCUUUGACUUUUGGUCAUUUAAUUUUUGCCCGAGUCCUGCACUCUUGUGUACUUAGAGAGAAUUUCUAAGUGUAUAAGAGUAUGAGCUUGAGAGGGAUGAUGUAGUGCCCUUAGGAUAAAUUAAAGUCUACAUUUGCAAAAUGAUGUAGCGUGUAGUAACGUUGAUGUGUACAAUUGGAAUUUAUGAAUAUUCCUUUUUUAAUUUUAAAUUUAUCAGCGGUUUUUGUCAUUAAGACAAAACAGAAAGCACAUUACAGAGCCUGAGCUUUUUGCACGCCUUUUUGGAGAAAUUAUUCAGUUUCUUGGGCAGUUGCUUUGUAGCCAGACACGUGUCCUCUUCCCGCUUACUUUUUAAGAGAAGUAUUAAAGGUUGAAGCCUUCUUCUCUUUCUUGUGCGCUUUCAGUUAUCUUGCUUUCUAACUUCUAGAGCUUCCAAGCAACUGUAGAGCCUCCGAUUUCGUUCCGGCCAGAGUUUUCAUCUUCCGACUUCGACGCUUUUUCCUUUUCACGAGUUAGAUCUCGGGUCCCCCUUGUGUGUUCUUCAUUUGUUGUUUGUCGUCGGGAAAAAAAAUCCGGAAAUGGGUUUUUCCCGUGGUUCUGGUUUUUUAGGCGGUAGGGUAACCCUAGUGCCACAAUGGGGGUGUGGAUGGUACUCCUUAGAAUUGCACAAGCAUGCUGAUUUCGGGCUUGGAUUUUUUAUUUGGGUCGGAUUUCGGUAUGUUAUCCUUGGAUUCUGAUUUAGCGUACUGUGUUGAUGUUUUUGACAGAUUAAGAAAGGUUUCCCAAAGUGACUCUGCUAACACUGGAGAGGGUCAACUGUGACCUACCCCUCGGGUAUGAUGAUGAUGCGGCUAAUAGGGAGGCCGACAUUGAUAAGGAGGUCGAUGACGUCGCCUCUGCACUUGACAUCACUCCAUUCCGCGUUGUUCAGGCUCAGAGUGGCUGGAAGAAGAAGAGAUACGGUGACACCAAGGAAAUUGGUGUCUUGGACGACAAUAGCCCGAUUGAGGGCCUAUGCUCACUUUUUUAUGAUGAUUGGGAUGAGGUUCGCCAUUUGGCAGGGCUUAAAACGAACAUUGUGAGGCCAGAAGCUGGCAGCUUCCCCACUCAUGCCCUCCCGGGUUUGUUGUGGUCCACAAGGACGCUUUGGACCAUGGGUUUUGUUUCCCACUAAGGCCUUUUGCCAGGGACUAUCUCAACUGGGUUGGACUGCUUCCCUGUCAGAUUGCGCCCAAUGGGUUUUACCUGAUUGCUGGGUUUUUGCUGUGUUGCCACGAGCUGGAGUUGGGGGCAACUUUGGACUUGUUUUGCCACUUAUUCCAGAUCAGUCUUAACCCCUCGAAGAGGAACCAAGGCUAUGUGCUGACAUUGCUUAAGUGGCUAGCAGAAGUGGGUUUCAUAACACCCCUACUUCCCACCGUGGGUGGAAAAACGGGUUUGUGUUUAUGUGUACCAACAGGAGGGACGGGUUCCCCUUCACUGCUGAGGGCUCCAACACUUUCAGGAGGCAUAAUGCCGGGGAGCUGGGGUUACUUGCUGACUCGGAGCAGAAGUAUGUUGACUUCGGUUACCUAGAAAUCAAGAGGUACGUGACGGAGCCGAAGCUGAGAAAGGAUCUAGGCUAUGUCUUCUAUUCCACCAUCCACGCUUUUGAUGAUAGAGAGGCCGGUGGUAGUGGAGCUGGCACUGGUGGCUGAGUUGCUGAGAUUGAUGUUACUCAUGUUUAGGCCAGUAGGGAGGAAGCUGAUAUGGCUGCUACUAUUGCAACUUCUCUUGUUGAUGGAGAAACGGAUGCUACUAAUGAGCCUGCCUUUGGGGUGUUAUGGUCCCAAGAGACAGAGGAAGAGAUUGAAGAGGGGUUAGUUAGCCCUCAAGAGAAGAAGGCAUCAAGGGGAUGCCUCUGUUGCUGAUCAGAUUGUUGAGCAGCCCACAAUUAUUGUUGUUGUUGCUAAUCAAGGGGGCACACAUGAGUCCCUUAGGUGAUAUGAGCCCUCCUCAUGGUAGGGCUCCGCUAUCUAGUCAGGUAUAAGCUCCGGUCUCCACAUUAGGUAACUGUUUGUGCCCCUUAGUCUGUGUUCAUGUUGUUCUGUUGAUGUGGUAUGUGCUUUGUACUUGGUUGUUUCUCUAUUUUUUUGUAGGUUGCCUCUUUAUUUUUGAGUUGCUGGACCUUGCUCAAGGGAAGAAUAGGAGGAAAAGGAAUUCCUCUGAGGGGGUGAAAGAACCUGAAUCCUCCCCCAGUGGCUCCUCCUCUUCCUCUUCAGAGGAUGCUAAGGAUGUUGCAAGGUAGCCUGACGCUGAACCAGAGGGGGAUGAUGAUGAAGAUGCCAAGGAUGUUGUUGGGCAUCCUGGCGCCGAGCCAGAGGGGGAGAAUUCCCUAUAGAAAUCAUUCCCUGUCGGUGGGGUCACCGGUGGUGCCCAGGUUCCGGAGGUGACCAUGGAGGCUAUUCAACAGCCCCAUGUUGAAGAUACAGUUGUUGCCUCUCCCCAUCAACCAGACGUGGUGAUGGUGGAGAGUGACCAUGAUGAUGAUGCUGAUGAAGAGGGCAAGGAUGAGGAGACCUAGCUCAAGAGAAUGCUCAACCUAGCUCUGGUGCUGACCAGGAUGAUGGGCAGCCCAGUGAUCAGGAGGCUGGUCCCGAGAACCAGAAGUUCAAAUACUACAUGGAUCAUGAAUGCAACUUUGUUGCAUAAACAAUCCAUGAUAUGGAUUUCAUGACCAAGAUUCGCCCGCAUUCUGAUGACGUAAUUUUGAGUAAGAUGUCCACCAAAGCAAUUGCUGAUGACUUCGCUGUUGGUGUUCUCCGAGGCUCAUGAGGCAGAACUUCGGGCCAGGAGGGCUGAGAAGAAGGAAAUUGGCCUUCACCAUGAUAGGCACGAGGCAAGGCGCUCUGGACGUUGCUCAGUUGCGUAUAAUAGAGCUUGAGCAACGGGAGCAUGAGCAUGGGGCCACGGCAGACCCAGCUAUUGACCAAACUGCCAGGGCCCUGGAGUGCUUGGGUGAGGCCGAGUGCGGGACUAUUGAAGUUGAGGAGUGGGUAGCCGCCCUUGAGUCAGAGCUCAAAGAAUGCCAUGCUCAAUUUAAUGCCCUCAAGGUCACCGCUGACGAGGCCGUGAAGGCCUUGAUUGAAGCGGAGGAAAAUGCCAUGCGCUCUGAGCAGAGCUAGGAAGGCUUAGGUGAGAGCCUUUGAUGCUGAGGAGGAGACCGUUGUCUACAUGUCUGAGUGGAAGAAGAUGACUGAUCUCGCCAAACAUGUGAGUGAUGAUAACAUCGAGCUUCACAAAACGGUCAACGAGCUUAUUGACAAUGCCAACUCUUAGCUCGUGAGGUGGAGCAAGUAGUAUAAGGGAUACUCGCAUAAGAGACAGACUAAAUCUAGAAAAUUCUUCCCUAAAUUACCUCUCUGUACUCUCGCUAAAAUUACUGACAAAAUUAAUCACAAAAUCCUUGAAGUUAAGGCAACACACACAAUUAAUCUUGCUCCUGAUCAGAAUGACUUGUGAAGGUGAUGGUGAAUAGUGAAAAAGUCCCUUCUUUGAGAGUUUGGAACAACCUGAUAGUGACUCGAUGCAUUCAAAAGUUUUGGGGCUAUCAUCUAUCGCUAUGCAAAGAGUGGACACGGUGUACGACUAAGCUAAACUGUCACUGCACAUUGAUGCUUUGACGUAUAUUUGAAGUGCGCGAUGGACUAAUGUAAAAGAUGUACAAGCCUUCAAAUCCAAUCCAAUUUAAUUCAAUUUGUUUUCCUUGUCAUGUUGGCACGAGAACGUCAUUUCUUUCGAAAAAUUCC